This is a messenger RNA of Menidia menidia (Atlantic silverside), 912 nucleotides long. NCBI's taxonomy places the organism in Eukaryota, Metazoa, Chordata, Actinopteri, Atheriniformes, Atherinopsidae. The record is from the annotation of a GenBank genome assembly.
UUGCAUUCUUUAACUGCACAGAUUCCUGAGCUGUCCAACUCCUACGUGUGCAUGAAGGACCCUCAGAAGGUACAGGAGACCCUGCAAGCUAUGGUGAAAGCUGGCUCCAACACUCUGCAGGUGAUCUCAGACUUUGACAUGACCCUAACAAGAUUUGCAUACAAUGGAAAAAGAUGCCCCACCUGCCACAAUAUUCUCGAGAACAGCAAAGUCAUCUCAGACGACUGCAAGAUAAAGCUGGAUGAGCUUCUCAAGACAUACUACCCCAUAGAGAUUGAUGCUUCAAGGUCUAUAGAGGAGAAGCUGCCUUUGAUGGUGGAGUGGUGGACCAAAGCCCAUGAACUCCUGGUAGCACAGAGGAUCAGGAAAGACCUCUUGGCCACAGCGGUGCAUGAAUCUGAGGCCAAGCUUAGGCAAGGACACCUAAAACUAUUUUUGGACGGUUUCAAGCUCUUUUUCGACCACCUGCACAAGCACUGCAUCCCUCUGCUCAUCUUCUCUGCCGGAAUAGGUGACAUUCUGGAAGAGGUGAUUCGGCAGGCCGGGGUCUUCCACUCCAACGUCAACGUCUUCUCCAAUUACAUGGACUUUGAUGAAUCUGGAAUGUUGAAGGCCUUCAAGGGAGAGUUGAUCCAUAUCUACAAUAAGAGGGAAGGCGCACUUCUCAACACAGGCCACUUCCAGGAGCUGCGGACUCGGCCCAACGUGCUGCUGAUGGGAGACUCCCUGGGAGACCUGGCCAUGGCCGAUGGAGUGCAUGACAUGGAGAACAUCCUCCGGAUUGGGUACCUCAAUGACAAGGUGGAGGAGAGGAAACAGUCGUAUUUGGACUCGUAUGACAUUGUGUUGAUAGAAAAUGAAACCUUAGACGUCCCUAAUGCUGUUGUCCACUAUCUCACUGGAAGUAAGUAA